AUGGACAAGCGCACAACUACUUAUCAUCCAGUGCCUCGCGCCCCCCUCGGUGACAAGGGAAAGCGAGGCAACAGCGUACCUCCCAGAACCCGUUCCCAGGCUCCGAAGACCUACGAGAGUGACUGCAAAGAGAACGUCCCAAUUGUGGUCGCCGAAGAUGAACCGGUUCCUGGGAGGCCCAAAAAGGUAUCUCAGCCCGUGUCUCAGCCACCCGCCGACCCGCGCCUCUCCGCCGUGUCGCAAGCCUCCCGGGAACAGGAGGCAUCAAAGCGCGACUCGCAGACUUCCACGGCAUCCGCUUCGACGGCACGGUCCAGCGACUCCAAGUUGAAGACGCAUAUUGGGCCAUGGCAGCUUGGCAAGACCCUUAGCAAGGGCUCGUCGGCUCGCGUGCGGCUCGCGCGCCAUCGGCUUACCCACCAGUCCGUCGCUGUCAAGAUUAUAUCCAAGAAGUCAGCAUACCUGUCCCAAGCUGGCAGCAUCGCACAACUCGACAAGGUGGAGAAGGACUUGCCGGAAGAGGAGAAUGGGCUUCGCCGGUUACCUGUGACCGUGGAGCGAGAGAUCGCAAUUAUGAAAUUGAUCGAGCAUCCAAACAUCAUCAAGAUUCUUGACGUCUGGGAAAACCGAAAUGAAGUCUACCUGAUACUCGAAUACUGCGAGAGCAAGGACAUGUUCUCAUGGAUCAACCGAUAUGGGCAACUGAGCGAGCAUGACGCGGUCUACGUCUUUCGACAGAUGAUGUGCGCCAUGGAGUAUUGCCACUCCUUUAAUAUCUGCCACCGCGAUCUCAAACCGGAGAACAUUCUCCUCUCACAAGCGGGUGAAGUCAAGAUCAUUGACUUUGGCAUGGCUGCGCUCCAUCAAAAUGAUAAGAAACUACGCACUUCCUGCGGAAGCCCUCAUUACGCUGCUCCCGAACUUCUCAAGGCGAAGAACUACCGUGGAGAUAAGACAGACAUUUGGAGCAUGGGGGUCAUCCUGUUCGCAAUGCUGGCGCAACGUCUUCCCUUCGACGACCCACACUUGCCAACCAUGUUGUCACUAUCAAAGAGGGCACUCUACACCAUGCCUGAAAAUUUCAGCCCUGACGCCAAGGAUAUGAUUCGGCGUAUUCUUGUGACUGAGCCAGAUAAACGUAUCUCGAUCCGUGAGAUGUGGGAUCACCCACUGAUCAAGAAAUACGACAGGAUUCGUGGUUUCGAGGAGCAUCGGAAGCAGCCUGUUGACAUGAGGACGAGGUCAAAGGAUGCCCCUAUCAAUAUCCGCGAUAUCGAUCCCCAAAUUCUGCGGCAGCUGCGUGCUAUGUGGCACUCUGUUGAUGAGAAGGAAAUCAAGUCUAAGCUUUUGAGCAAGGGGUUCAAUGAACAAAAGCUGUUUUACCACCUUCUGGUCAGCCACCGAGACCGACUCUUGGAGAAUUACGACCCCGACUUGGCCCAUUCCACAAGUGACUACCAUCAUUUGCGGCCGCCGGCUUGGACAACACGCGUUUCAACUCGUAAAUUCCACGUCCAGGGCCGAACACCAUCCCGCUUUACAGUGAUCUCGACUGUCGCCGAUACCGAAGCUAGUGGCACGGUCCGCAGCUACGAUCCAUAUUAUGCCUCCCGCAACCUGGCACCUGGCCAAGCGAGUCACGCGAGGAUCGUGGUUCAUCGUGCUGGCAGUCUGGAGCCCGGAAAGGCGAGGAGCGUGGCUUCCGGCUCCGUUCCAUCCAGGAUGGGUACAGGAUCUUCAUCGGUUGCAAGGAAGAGAUUGAAUACUUCGCUUCGCUCGCGUACUGUGAGCUAUGCACCGUCACAGCGCAGCUCAAUGAGUUCAAUCCGCAGCAGUCGUCAAGGUACCGCGAGCGUGUUGGUCAAGCCUCGACAUAAACGCGGCGUGAACUUUUCCAGCGUCCGCAAAGGCGCCCCAUCAGCUGAUCAACAAGGUAAUCGCCGCAGUAUUGCUGCGUCAGCCAGCAUCGCAGGUGAUCAGACGACGUACAACAGGGACAAUACCUCACCAAAUAGUCCUCGCAAAAAGGCCAAGAAAGAGUACGACUCUACAAGCCUCCUCCAUCACAUCGGCACUUCUGCUUCCGUUGUAGAUGAUGAGAUGAUUCAUUUUAGCAACAGCAUUGCCAGGGAUUGCGAUGAUGCCUUCAGCAGUUCACUCAUCGCCUCGCCUUCUGACACUAUGGAUAGAAACCGUCAAAGCCUCACCCCUUUUUCUGUUGACUUCGGUACACCUGCGAUUGAGAGGACACCAGAGCCUAUUUGCGCACCUCGUGCUGGUAUCCAUCCUUGGGAUUCGAGACCGUUACCACCCACGCCUCCGACGGAAGUCACUCCCAGUUCUCAACGCAUCCAAGCUCCUCAAAAAAUCAACACGACCAGUCGCCAUGGCCCAAGUGUCUCUCUCAACGUGGCUCCUUUGGCAACAUCUGCAGGCCAGCGCCGUAUCACGUCUGCACCCGUGUAUGCACAGUAUGCUCGUGAUGCACGCCCUCUUCCAUCAAUUUUCGAGUCACCGAAUGUCCUUAACGGUCAGUCUCGGAUUGUUUCAGCACCACCCAUGAAGACUCCUGCUGCGCUGCCGACUCCUAAUGACAACAGCAACUUGGAUUUCCUUGCCGCCAACGCUGAGCAGACAAUCCGGAUCGUGCAGUCUCCCACAGCGAUGAAGGAAACUGGAUCUUCUAUAAUCCCCAGGCCACUCAACGUGCGCAAGAAAUCUGCAAGUGUUCCGUCUGACACAGUCGAGAGCCACAAGGCAUCGCAAGAGUCGGAUGCUCGAAAGAAGUAUAGUGUCCACGGUUGGAUGCCGGACCUGCCGGAAGAGCCAACGACACAUGGUAGGUCAAGCAGUAAUGGUUCCUCUAUCGGGCCUAGGAAGAAAUUGUCAACGUGGUUUCGACGGAACUCGAGGGCCAACUCAAAUGGCGAUAUGGAUGAGACUACCGAUACUUCCGUGACGAAUGAGGAUCAGGCACGCGAGACCGCAGCAGUAGCCACCAAGCCUCAACGAUUCGAUUCCACCUCGACUGGCGCUGCACCGCCUCCGGUGGCCGCUCAGCCCUCGCGGAAGAAGAGCUUCAUGUUCUGGAAGACGUCGAAGAGCAACAAUCGAAUGUCAAUCGCAGCUCCAGACUACGAAGACGACUCCAAUAGUUUCGAUGCCGCCCAUCACCUCUCCGGAGCCCCAUCAGUGACCCAGGAUGGCUAUGGCGACAAUGCUGAUGUCGUCGCACGGAAGAUCGAGCCCCAGCAGAACUGGCUCGCACGUCUUUUCCGAGUCAAGCCUGCGAUGCGGUACCUUUGCCUACAGAUUUCGCGCCGCCGCGCCCGGCAGGAGGUUACGAUCCUGCUCCGGGAGUGGCGCAAAUGGGGCAUACGAGAUGUUGAAGUUGACAAGGAGCGCAACAUUGUAUUUGCAAGAGUAGGCAAGAAGAACUUCCUGAACAUCAAGGAGGUACACUUCGCUGUAGAAAUCAUCACUGUCAUUGAGCAUGGCAAGCGCACUCACCUCAGCAUCGUCCGUUUCACACAGGAGAAGGGGGCCGCGAGCAGUUUCCACAAGGUGGUCGACACGAUGAACAGCGUCUUCACGAGCCGCGGCCUCCUAGUACAGGACAGCAGAAAGGCCAAGAUGAUGAUAAAGACGCUCAACUCUUGA
Messenger RNA from Diaporthe amygdali, 3660 nucleotides. RefSeq names its product BR serine/threonine-protein kinase. The transcript has 4 exons. The record is from RefSeq and is a predicted model, not a curated record. Lineage: Eukaryota; Fungi; Ascomycota; Sordariomycetes; Diaporthales; Diaporthaceae. Gene Ontology annotation, cellular component: cytoplasm. Bases 1 to 3660 code for a protein of 1219 amino acids. Gene Ontology annotation, molecular function: protein serine/threonine kinase activity; ATP binding. Gene Ontology annotation, biological process: intracellular signal transduction; protein phosphorylation.